AAUAGUCCCAAAAUACAAAACCUCAAUUUAUUUUUGAGAUUAGAUUCUAUUCUACCUCUCCAUUUCUAUUCCAAUUUCUUUUUUUUACUUCUUUCAGCUCCGACAACCAAAAAUUGUCAUUGACAAAUUACUCAAUAAGGUAAUCGAUUUCUCAAAUUCAAUCUUUAUUUAAUCACAUUAAGCUCUGCUUUAAGAAAAAGUUCGCAUCUAUUCGUAAUUUGAAUCAAUUUGUCUACUGUAAGAUUUCGAAAUUUGGAUCUGACUGUAUUUUAGGGUUUUUGAUCUGGAAUGCAAUCUGGGUUUCUGAUUAGCUAUGGUGUUUGGAUUGAUGGGUUUUGUUAGUUGAUGCCUGAAUUCACUUUAAUUUGUAUACGAUGAACUAUUAGUUGCAUUUGGGCAUUAGGGUUUUUGACAUUUUAUUGGUGUUGGGUCAAUUAGGGUUUUGAGAAUUUGUUGUUAUGGAUGGAGUUGGAGAGUCAUCUGAGUCUGGGACUAUUGAAUCUGUUCCUAAGUUAUCAAAAUGUGGUGAUGAGUGUGGCUGUCCUAGACAAGUAUCGCCUAUUAGGAUCGGUGGAUCGAGGAAUACGAGUCCCUUAGGCCGUGUCGGCUCAAGGAAUACUAGUCCUUCUAGGCAGAAGGCAGCUAAGACGAAACCACGAGGUUUGGAUGAGGAAACAGUAGCUACAUUUGGUAAAGCUGUUCACCCUGAUGUACUAAUGGAGGAUAACAUAUGGGCAAUGUUGCCUGAAGAUUUAUUAUAUGAGAUUUUAGCUAGGGUUCCUCCUUUUUUAAUAUUUCGACUUCGCUCAGUUUGUAAGAGGUGGAAUUCCAUACUUCAAGACAACAGUUUUCUUAAAUUUCACUCGCAAGUGCCGUCUCAUGGACCUUGUCUUUUGACAUUUUGGAAGAACUCACAGACGCCACAAUGUUCAGUUUUUAGCUUGCCGUUGAAAAAUUGGUACAGGAUUCCUUUUACAUUUUUACCGCAAUGGGCAUUUUGGUUGGUUGGUUCUUCAGGGGGCCUUGUUUGUUUUUCUGGUUUAGAUGGUUUGACUUUCAAAACUUUAGUUUGUAAUCCUCUAACGCAUACUUGGAGAACAUUGCCGACAAUGCAUUAUAAUCAACAAAGACAGUUGAUAUUGGUCGCUGACAGGAUGGAACGAUCAUUCAAAGUGAUAGCAACUAGUGAUAUUUUUGGUGAUAAGUCGUUACCCACUGAAGUUUAUGAUUCAAAGCUGGACAGAUGGUUGCUCCACCAAAUAAUGCCCGCAGUCAAUCUUUGCUCCUCAAAGAUGGCCUAUUGUGACUCCAGAUUGUAUCUCGAAACCCUUUCACCGCUUGGUUUGAUGAUGUAUCGGCUUGACACAUGUUACUGGGAACACAUUCCAGCUAAAUUUCCUCGGUCUUUAUUGGAUGGUUAUCUGGUAGCUGGCACUCAGAAGCGUCUGUUUCUAGUUGGAAGAAUUGGCCUUUAUAGUACGCUCCAAAGCAUGAGAAUUUGGGAAUUGGAUCAUGUAAAAAUUACGUGGGUGGAGAUUAGUAGGAUGCCACCAAAGUAUUUCCGAGCUUUAUUAAGAUUAUCAGCUGAGAGAUUUGAGUGCUUUGGACAGGAUAACUUAAUUUGCUUUACAUCUUGGAACCAAGGAAAAGGCCUUCUAUACGAUGUAGAUAAGAAGAUUUGGUCAUGGAUUGCUGGGUGUGCUCUUCAGUCCUACAACAGUCAGGUGUGUUUUUAUGAGCCGAGAUUUGAUGCUUCAAUCUACUAAUCUGAGAAUAUCUUUUGCGGUGCACGGUAUGCUCGUGUUGUUGAGACCAGGAGAGAGUGGAGGCAUCUUAAGUGUUUGUUUAUCUCUCCAUUUAUUCCUCUCUCUGUUUUACCCUCUUGUAAGGGUUCUGUUCACUGUCUAAUUGACUAAAGAUUCAAAUCCUAAUGUUUCUUUUGCACUUGAUUGGCAUUGUCGGUUCAAAACUAGGAAGCGGAAGGUUAUGCGAACAAGAAGUUUCUAUUGCAUUUUCAGUGAUAUCACCACCUAGGCUCUAUGUUGUAUAUGGAUCGAGCACCGGCCUCAACUGUGAUGUACAAUUGAAGACCAUAGUUAUUUUAUCACAUGAUCAGGGGCUGGUUUUGCACGGAAAAGAUUAAAUGGACAGUGAUGUCCCGAGGGAAAUUGUAAGAAUAUGUUUUCCCUUUUAAACUUGUGUAAAUUGCUGAAAAUGUUUAUUACAUGAAAAUUAUGCAGGAACUUAAAUGA
Molecule: messenger RNA, 2252 nt
Organism: Mercurialis annua (annual mercury)
Lineage: Eukaryota; Viridiplantae; Streptophyta; Magnoliopsida; Malpighiales; Euphorbiaceae
Product: F-box/kelch-repeat protein At5g15710
Exons: 1
Coding region: 459-1766 (435 amino acids)
Molecular function (GO): protein binding
Source: RefSeq, a predicted model, not a curated record